AUGUCGAUAGUUAACAUCUACAUUCACGACGAAAAUAUCUACAACGUCGAGAAGAAACCGCCCGAAAAGCCACCGAAACCGCCGCUCUACCAUUCCCGCUUCGAGCACCAGGUCCGGCAGGAGACUAAAUCGUCCAAGGAUGCCCACCGCACGAUGGGCUUCUCGAAGAUUCCACUGCCCGGUCCGAACGAAUUUCUGAAGAAAAACUGCGGACCACGCUAUCGGGCAACCAAGUCUGCCCCGGUACGGCUCUGCACCAGCCACAAACCGCCCGUUCCGAAACCGAACGAAUCGCCCACGUGCCAGGUGCUGAAGAUGGUCGAUUUUAAAAAGGAAAACAUCAAAAAGGUCGUUGCGGCCAAUCCGAAGAAAGGCCGGCCCCGGUACGCCGAUACGCGCAAGGGAGAUUUUCACGAUCUGGAAAGAUCGGGCCUGAUGCCGAUCUACAUGUGUCGGCCCAAGUUUGGCAAAGUGCCUCAGUAUUUAAUGCGCAGGAAGAAGGAUCUGGCCGCACAGAAAGAGCGUCUGAUGGAGGAUUGCGCCCAGCAGAAGCCACGCUGUACGUACAUAUCGCAGGAGGAACGUGUGGAGCUGUUGAAGGGUCUGAAGAAAAAUUGGGAAAAGCUACAGCAGGAGUAUCAGAGCCUUCCGCUGCUGACGGACACGGUACCGAAGAUGAUACGCAAGGCAAAGCUGGAAAAUAAUUUGAAACAAUUGGAGAAGGACAUUCUAACAAUCGAAAACAACCCCUACAUCUACCUGUGCGACGAAGAGCACAAGGACACAUAA
Molecule: messenger RNA, 789 nt
Organism: Anopheles marshallii
Lineage: Eukaryota; Metazoa; Arthropoda; Insecta; Diptera; Culicidae
Product: enkurin
Exons: 2
Coding region: 1-789 (262 amino acids)
Cellular component (GO): acrosomal vesicle
Molecular function (GO): calmodulin binding
Source: RefSeq, a predicted model, not a curated record